AUGGGCGCUGCGCAGUCUACCGAGGGCGCCGGAAAUGCGUCGCCAGAGGAGCUGAGCCAUCUGCUGGCAGAGCGCUUUGCGACGAAAUGCUUCACGCCUCUCGAGCUGACCCAUUUCAAAGACAACUUCUUUUCCCGUGCGCUGGACCAGGGCGGGCUUCGAUACUGGAAUGAGAAGAUCCUUUCCGAUUUUCUGGGCAUACCUGAUGGGGUGAACACCGAUGAGAAGGGCGCUGGUCGUGAUGCUGCUUCUCUGGAUGCAGGCCCGGUCAUAUUCCGGAUGGUGUCGUAUUUGGGCGCGUUCCCCUUCCAGACGACCCUGGCGCCUAGCGUCCUGACCUUUGAGGCAAUGGUCAAGGUUGUCGUUCUUCUGACGGAACGGUACGGCAAGGUGCUCAAGAGGGGGCGCAAGGAUAGGAUCAAGCUGCUCUUUGGCAGUCUGGCAGAUGUCGCGCGAAGAGACAUCGAAGAAAAGAAAGUCGAGAGCGCACCUGGUGAACCAGCCCCUUCAUCUUCUUCAGAGGCAGCUGUCGACAAGCACACCUCUCAUCCACCGGGAUUUGCAAUUGACGAGCCGGCAAACGAUGACGAUGAGGAGGAGGAUGAUGACGAUCUCGCCCUCGCUGCUUUAGAAUCACUCGAUGCCAUUGAGGUUUUCAAACACGAUCAGCGAAUCGAUCGCGCUGUCUACGAAGCCCGGAUCUCAGUCGACACAUUUCGACGUCUGCUGAUGUUGCUCCUUGUCAUCGCUCCCUUGAAACCCCUUGAGUCCGUGUCCAAGUACACGUCCAACCUAAGCCCGGAUCAACUUGCCGCUGUUCGGCGUGAAGCUGAUAGCAUUAUCGCGGCAUUCAGUCCGGAAGAAAUUGCUGGCGGCAUCCGGUACAGAUCUUUUGCGAGAACCGUCUCCGUUUCUUUGCCUCAUCUUUUCGAUCCUUUGACGCCGCUGUUUGAACAUCUCCUCUUCAGUAAAAACUUGGAUCUAUCUCGGAAACGCACCGGAGCAGAACCGUCUCAUGCAGAAGAUGAGGGUCAGAACGACUCCAAUUCGCCACCUGAAGCUCCUGUCAUCCUGCCUGGUAGCUUUGAAUCUGCCAUCUUAAAUCCCAGCAUCAUAUCCCACCUGUCCUUUUUCCUUCCCGCAUCUCCGGAUGUGAAUUUGUUCCGGAGCGGUACACGCCUGCACCCGGUGUUUUCGACAACGGCACAUGGCGAGUCCUUGACUUCAUUCUCACAUAACGUCCUCACCUGGCAAGCUCCGACACUUCUUCUCAUCCAAGGCACUCAACGGGACAGGUCAGGAGCCGAGGAAAAGUUAAUCACCCUGGGUGCUUAUCUCCCUCAGCCUUGGAAGCCGACAUCUCCGCGUCACAAACCGACAACCCCAGCCGUGUUCUUCUCCACGAGCACAGGCAUCGCAAUCGGCUGCGAAGUCGCACCUCCAUCGCGCAACAGCUUUGGGCCAGGCGUGCCCGUUCGUUCGUCUCACAGUAAACGGCAACAACAACAAGCCCCCAUCCCCAUCGGCGCAGGCAGCCUGCUAAUCGACGAGGGACUCGAGACAGCGGAGCUGCACGUAUCCUACACCAGCGGCGCGGGGGGAGUAUUCCUUCCCCCAGUACCGUCCAACAUGCCCGUAACCACCACCCAAAUCGACAUCUACAACCUCGAGAUCUGGGGCCUAGUCGAGGAUCCCAUAUCAUCAUCAGACCCUAACCCCAACUCCUCGCGAGACGCCAUCGCCCUCCAGCGCGCCCAAUGGGCCUUCGACGCCCGCGAAGCAGAACGACGAAGAACAAUCAACCUCAAAGUUGGCGGGUCCGACUCUUCUUCCUCUGAUGUACAGAGCGCGAGAGCCCUGCUGGAAAUGGCGGGUAUUAUAAGCGAUAGUGGGAAGAGUGGUGGGAGUGUUUGA
Rasamsonia emersonii CBS 393.64 is the source of this 1914-nucleotide messenger RNA. RefSeq names its product Restriction of telomere capping protein 5. The record is from RefSeq and is a predicted model, not a curated record. Bases 1 to 1914 code for a protein of 637 amino acids. Lineage: Eukaryota; Fungi; Ascomycota; Eurotiomycetes; Eurotiales; Trichocomaceae. The transcript is spliced from 3 exons.